This is a messenger RNA of Diaporthe citri, 468 nucleotides long. RefSeq lists its product as uncharacterized. NCBI's taxonomy places the organism in Eukaryota, Fungi, Ascomycota, Sordariomycetes, Diaporthales, Diaporthaceae. The coding region runs from base 1 to 468 and encodes 155 amino acids. The record is from RefSeq and is a predicted model, not a curated record. The transcript is spliced from 3 exons.
AUGCUACAUUCAUGGAACCUGCUCGUACUCAUGGCUCUCAUGGGCCCGGUUAUCGCAAUGCCCACAUCCCCCGCAUCGCCUCUGUUGAAAAGGAGUGUGACAUGUCUCACAGUCGGUGCAUCGGCAACAGCAACGUGGACGAACGCAGCAGGACAAAGUUGCUCAUUCGUCGGAGUGGUCGGUAGUAACUACGGGACAAACGCGGCUGGUGGAGAUUAUUCAUGCAAUGGACGGUGUGGAAGCGGUUGCUCGGGAGUGGGUCUUGGAAACGUCUACAGCCAGGACUGCUUCUCACACGACAUUUGCUCGUACUUCAACGACGCCACGGGUGGUGCAAGUGAUCCGAACUGUGGCACGGCGUACAAGGCUGCGGAGGAUGAUUACCUACUGGGUGCGGCGAAUGGCUGCUCCAAAACAAACCCGACCAACGCAGCCGUCGCGCCAAGCACGACGCCAAAGUGCAGUUGA